GCAACCUGCCUCUGUCGAUCAAAACUUUCCUCUCGAAAGAUGGCAGGAAAGCGCCUGAUUGGGAGCUGCUUCCUUGCAGGGCUCCUCUUCAGCCGGGGCCUGGCUGUCAGCCUCCCUGUCCUCAAUCUCUAUGCCGUGGUUGGGGAGAUCUUUGUCCACGAGUUUGAAAUAGACGGCUUCAAGGAUGCCUUUCCCUCCUCCAUGGACGGAAACGAGCCGCCUGAGUCCCCUGUCACUUUCCACACCAAUCUUCUGGAUCACCCGGACUUGCCCCGCUGGCUGCGCUACAUUCAACGCACUCCCUACCAGACGGGAUAUCUCUACGGGUCCCCCACAAGCAAAGAACUUGGCAAGCAGACAAUUGAGGUGAAGGCAUAUAACAGGUACACUUACGAGACUGCGAGGCAAACCAUGAUAAUCACCAUUGCCCCAUCUUCAGAUGGAGAAAUGCCAUACCAGGCCGACUUCCUGGUGAAGAACUGGGACGUGGAGGAAGUACUGCCGGCAGAUAUCCAGGAUCUUUUCCAGCAAGCUGUGGACAGCAUGUGGGAACAAGAUGGCCUGACCGUCGUCAAUAUUACCUCAGCGUUGGACCGGGGAGGCCGCGUACCUUUGCCCAUUGAAAACCGGAAGGAAGGGGUGUUCAUCAAGGUGGGCUCCAAGGAGCCGUUCAACCAGUGCUUAACCAAGGUCAAGUCCCCUGCCAACCGCAACCGGUGCGAGCUGCAGCAACAGCCGGCCCUAACCUGUUACGACACCUUCAGCCCUCGGUUCCAGAUCGACUGGUGCAACCUCACCUUGAUAGACCUCACCAAUAUAAACACCACGGAAGCGGUGACCAUCUAUGGAGAUGGAGUGCUAGAGGAAGGCAGCGAAUUCAAUCCUCCGGAUGACUCCCCCGACAGGGAGUUCUUCAGCGAUUUCCUGCUCACUUUCCUCCUCCCUUUCCUCCUGGCGCUCCUCCUCGCUCUCCUCCUGGCCUACAUCAUGUGCUGCCGGCGGGAAGGCGUGCAGAAAAGGGACCAGAAGACCUCAGACAUCCAAAUGGUGCAUCACCACACGAUCCACGACAACACCGAGGAGCUGAGGGAGAUGGCCGGCACCCGAGACGUUCCCCGGCCCCUCUCCACCAUGCCCAUGUUCAACGUCCGCACGGGCGAGAGGACCAAUCCCAUGAGAAGCACCCGCUUUGACACUGCCCAGGUGCCUCUCAUCCUGGCUCAGCAGUGAACGUUUCUCAGGUGACAGGUCAAAUCCGGCAAGGCUGUGGAGAAUGUCCCCACCAAAGACUUCUCUCAAUUUUGAGGCAACUUCUCUCGCAACUCGGGAGAGUGGAUUUUGCUUUCCUGCUUGUUUCCACUUUGAUAAUCAGGGCUGUCUUAAGCUUAUCUGGUGCCAUGGUGCAAGGA
This is a messenger RNA of Lacerta agilis (Sand lizard), 1409 nucleotides long. RefSeq names its product sarcoglycan alpha (gene SGCA). Gene Ontology annotation, molecular function: calcium ion binding. The transcript is spliced from 10 exons. NCBI's taxonomy places the organism in Eukaryota, Metazoa, Chordata, Lepidosauria, Squamata, Lacertidae. Bases 40 to 1230 code for a protein of 396 amino acids. The record is from RefSeq and is a predicted model, not a curated record. Gene Ontology annotation, cellular component: membrane; sarcoglycan complex.